Messenger RNA from Gossypium raimondii (Peruvian cotton), 3594 nucleotides. RefSeq names its product probable sucrose-phosphate synthase 1. Gene Ontology annotation, molecular function: sucrose synthase activity; sucrose-phosphate synthase activity. The transcript is spliced from 13 exons. NCBI's taxonomy places the organism in Eukaryota, Viridiplantae, Streptophyta, Magnoliopsida, Malvales, Malvaceae. The record is from RefSeq and is a predicted model, not a curated record. Bases 164 to 3310 code for a protein of 1048 amino acids. Gene Ontology annotation, biological process: sucrose metabolic process.
AGCAGAAAAAACACAAGAACGAAAUCAGCUCACGAUUAUCAGGCUAGAUUUCGAUCUCCUUGUUUCUGAUUUGAUGUCUUUUCUUCAAAAAAUUUAAAAAUUUUGAAUUUUUAUAUCUACUACACCGCCAGUCGCCAGAGCCAGUUGGUUUAUUCGUGCCGGAAUGGCGGGAAACGACUGGAUAAACAGUUACCUGGAAGCAAUCCUGGACGUUGGUCCAGGAAUCGACGAUGCUAAAUCCUCCUUGUUGUUGAGAGAGAGAGGUAAUUUCAGUCCUACUCGCUACUUCGUGGAAGAGGUCAUUACUGGAUUCGAUGAGACUGAUCUACACCGUUCUUGGGUUCGAGCGGCGGCCACGAGAGGUCCCAAGGAGAGGAACACCAGACUGGAGAACAUGUGCUGGAGGAUCUGGAAUUUGGCUCGGACGAAGAAGAAGCUUGAGGUGGAGGAAGCUCAACGCAAAGCUAAUCGUCGCCUUGAACAUGAAAGAGGCAGGAGGGAGGCAACUGCUGAUAUGUCUGAAGAUCUGUCAGAAGGGGAGAAAGGGGAUUUAGUUGGUGAUGGUUCAGCUCGUGGUGAUAGAAUUAGUAGAAGAAUGCCGAGAAUCAAUUCUGUUGAUAUCAUGGAGAACUUGGCUAAUCAGCUGAAAGAAAAGAAGUUCUAUAUUGUGUUAAUAAGUCUUCAUGGCUUGAUAAGGGGUGAAAGCAUGGAGCUUGGUCGUGAUUCGGACACAGGUGGCCAGGUUAAGUAUGUAGUAGAACUUGCUAGAGCAUUGGGCACAAUGCCAGGAGUUUAUCGGGUUGACUUGUUAACAAGACAAGUGUCAGCUCCAGAUGUGGAUUGGACUUAUGCUGAACCAACAGAGAUGCUUAGUCCAAGAACUACAGAGAACUCGAUGCAGGAGCUUGGUGAGAGCAGUGGUGCUUACAUCAUUCGUAUACCCUUUGGCCCAAAAGAUAAAUAUAUACCUAAAGAAAUGAUUUGGCCUCAUAUUCCUGAGUUUGUUGAUUGUGCACUUAGUCACAUUCGACAGAUGUCCAAAGUUCUGGGGGAGCAAAUUGGUGGUGGAGAACCAGUCUGGCCUGUUGCCAUUCAUGGACAUUACGCAGAUGCUGGUGACUCUGCAGCUCUUUUGUCUGGAGCUUUAAACGUGCCAAUGCUUUUCACUGGCCAUUCGCUGGGUCGGGAUAAGCUAGAACAGCUCUUGAAGCAGGGCCGCCAAUCAAGAGAAGAAAUAAACACCACAUACAAAAUCAUGCGACGGAUAGAGGCUGAGGAGUUAUCUCUUGAUGCAUCUGAAGUUGUUAUAACUAGUACUAGACAGGAGAUAGAAGAGCAAUGGCGCCUUUAUGAUGGCUUUGAUCCAAUAUUGGAGCGCAAACUUAGAGCAAGGAUCAGAAGGGGUGUCAGCUGUCAUGGGAGAUUUAUGCCCCGUAUGGUUGUAAUUCCUCCUGGGAUGGAGUUUCAUCAUAUCGUUCCACAUGAUGGAGACAUGGACGGGGAUGUAGAAAGAAAUGAAGAAAAUUCAACUUCUCCUGAUCCACCAAUUUGGUCUGAGAUAAUGCGAUUCUUUUCAAAUCCACGCAAACCGAUGAUUCUCGCCCUUGCUCGGCCAGACCCUAAAAAGAAUCUUACAACUUUAGUCAAAGCAUUUGGAGAAUGUCGACCUCUGAGGGAGCUUGCUAAUCUUACAUUAAUAAUGGGAAACCGUGACAGUAUUGAUGAAAUGUCUGGUGCAAAUGCAUCUGUGCUUCUCUCCAUCCUUAAACUGAUUGACAAAUAUGAUCUGUAUGGUCAAGUAGCAUAUCCUAAGCACCACAAGCAGUAUGAAGUUCCUGACAUUUACCGUCUUGCAGCAAAAACAAAGGGUGUUUUUAUUAAUCCAGCUUUCAUUGAGCCAUUUGGGCUUACUUUAAUCGAGGCAGCAGCGUACGGUUUGCCUAUUGUUGCCACAAAAAAUGGUGGUCCUGUUGACAUUCAUAGGGUUCUUGACAAUGGUCUACUAGUUGAUCCCCAUGAUCAACAGUCAAUUGCUGAUGCUCUUCUGAAACUUGUUUCAGAUAAGCAUUUGUGGGCAAGAUGCAGACAGAAUGGGCUGAAAAAUAUUCAUCUAUUUUCUUGGCCAGAGCACUGUAAGACUUACUUGUCUCGUAUAGUCAUGUGCAAGCCAAGGCAACCUCGGUGGCAGAGCAGUGAUGUUGGAUUUGAAAAUCUAGAAACAAAUUCACCUGGUGAUUCUUUGAGAGAUAUACAAGAUUUAUCGUUAAACUUGAAGUUUUCACUGGAUGGUGAAAAGAGUGAAGGGACUGGAACUGGAGCUCUUGAUAAUUCUUUUGAUAUUGAUGACUCCGUUGAUAGAAAAAGCAACUUGGAGAAGGCUGAUUUGAAGUUUUCCAAGGGUGCUAUAGGAAGUUUAAUGGAGAAAGCUGGCCAACAUUUUGGUGGUGGUAGGUUUCCAGCAAUGAGGAUGCGGAAAUGCAUUUUUGUGAUAGCUGUGGAUUGCGAUUCAGUCUCAGAUAUUCCAAAAGUAAUUAGGACAAUUAUGGAUGCAGCAGGAAAAGAGAAUCCUAUAGGGUUUAUAUUAUCAACAUCCUUGUCAGUAUCUGAAGUGCACUCUAUUUUGAUAUCAGGAAGCAUAAGCCCCUUGGAUUUUGAUGCUUUUAUCUGUAAUAGUGGUGGUGAUGUGUACUAUCCGUCUUUAAGCUCAGAGGAUGGUCUUGGGCUUCCCUUCACAGUGGACUCAGAUUAUCAAUCGCAUAUUGAAUACCGUUGGGGAGGAGAAGGUUUAAGGAAAACUUUAGUUCGAUGGGCCGCUUCUAUUAAUGACAAAAAUGGACAAACUGUUGAAGAAAACGAGUCACGAUCUACUACCCAUUGCUAUGCAUUCAGAGUGAAGGACCCUGAACUGAUUCCUCCCGUUAAGGAGCUUCGAAAAUUGAUGAGAGUUCAGGCUCUUAGAUGCCACGUUAUCUAUUGUCAAAAUGGCACCACACUGAAUGUAAUCCCAGUUUUGGCCUCUAGAGCUCAAGCUUUAAGGUACCUCUACAUUCGUUGGGGCCUAGAGUUGUCCAAUGUCAUCACCUUCGUGGGAGAAUGUGGAGACACAGACUACGAAGGCUUACUUGGAGGAGUCCAUAAAACUGUUAUAUUGAAGGGAAUUGGCAACGAUGCUCUUAAGCUUCACUCUAACAGAAGCUACCCUCUUGAACACGUACUGCCAUUCAACAGUCCCAACAUAGUUCAAGCCAAAGGAUGUUGCAACGAAGAUGUAAGGGCAUCACUUCAGAAUAUAGGGGUUAUCAAGGAAUAGACAAAAUUACUGCUAUAAUUUGUUUUAGAAUAAAAUAGUGGUCGGAUCUGUGAUGUCUGGCCGUACUACAAAUAAGGUAUGGAUCCUGACUUGCGUAGAAAGCCACCAUUGCCUCAUUUGCCAUACCAAAGUUUAUUUCUUCAGUGUUGGAACAGUAUCUGUUGGUAUACGUUUAGAAUACAAUACAGUCAAAUGAAUGAUUGAACUGCAUGCUUUUUUACUACUGAAAAACAAAUGAAAUGAUUGAGAGAGAGAGACAGCUCUUCAUGUUUAUUUUGAUAAAA